GGCUGAGGUGGACGUGCCCCAGCUGAUAUUCAGCACUCUACCCCCACCUCCACCCUCAGCUUCGGAAGUUCUGCACGGGCAGUUUACUUUUUCCAGCCCAGGUUGAGGACAUAUUUUCCGCUCUGGUUUUUGGUCUCUUCGGUGAUGCCUCCGGACUGCAGCCGCUCCGGGAUGCACCAAGCCCCGAGAGGUGCCCCUCUUUUACGUGACCAAAGAUUGUUUGCGCGCAAAGUUGAAGGAAAACUCAUUUCUUUUGGGGCAAGUUACGAUAUUCUCUUGUUUUGAGUGAUUAUCAAAAACCAGAGAUGGAUCGAUCAUUUUGGAAAACGCAUCAGUUUGAUCUUACGGGUUAGCUAGAACCACAAGAUGUUGCUUCCAUUUUCGAGGUUACUGUGUUUGUGGCUCUGCAGCGAAGCAGUCGCGAGUCAGGUCCACUGGCAGAAAACAAAGACGACUUUCAGUCCUCAUUAUGAAUCCACCGCCGCUGAAAGGAAUGCGCUGGGCCGGAGAUGGCGCACAGUCAUCGGGGCGGACAAUUGGGGGGCGCGCGGUGCGAGUGCGCAGGCCUCGUGGCUGGAUACUGUAAACCCGUCAUCUACUGAGCUGCUGAGGACGCAGACAACCCCACCUGCGCGUAAACACGAGAAGCAAAAUGGAGCGCUCCUCAUACCCGGAGACGACGCUUUACGCACGGAUGUAAACGAGGCUGAUGAGUCGCGGAGUGGUGGAUGCAGGCCGGGAGAAGUGCUUAAACAAACUCCGCAUGGACGCACCUGUAGCCUCGAGAGGACCGGACAUAACCGGCGGCAGAGACGGAGCGCAAAACUGAGCAGAACGAAUCGGAGCGAGCCGCUGCAGGAGGCUUUGGAAGCUCUACCCGUGGCCAUGGCGCAGGAACAAGAGGCCCGACCCCCGUUCGGACUCAACACCACUGACUAUGAGGAGGAGUACUCUCUGCCGGACUAUCCCGACCCCACGCCGUUUGUGCCGGUGAACACGCGGACCAGACGGAAGCAAAUGAAGAACCCGUUCUACCCGGUCACCGGAGAGUCGUACGGAGCGUACGCGGUCAUGAUCACCGCAGCUGUCAUCUUCAGUGUGGGGAUCAUCGGGAACGUGUCGGUCAUGUGCAUCGUGUGCCACAACUACUACAUGAGGAGCAUCUCCAACUCACUGCUGGCCAACCUCGCGCUCUGGGAUUUCGUUAUCAUCUUCUUCUGCCUGCCGCUCGUGGUGUUCCACGAGCUCACCAAGAACUGGCUGCUGGGGGAGUUCUCGUGCAGGAUCAUCCCCUACUUGGAGGUGGCUUCUCUCGGGGUCACAACCUUCACACUGUGCGCUCUGUGCAUCGACCGUUUCCGUGCUGCCACCAACGUGCAGAUGUACUAUGAGAUGAUCGAGAACUGGGCCUCCACCACGGCCAAGCUCGCCGUCAUCUGGGUGGGCGCUCUUCUGCUGGCGCUGCCCGAGCUGCUGAUCCGACAGCUGGUCACUGAGGACGGCGAUCCGCCUGACGUGACGCCGUGCGAGCGCUGCGUGGUUCGGAUCUCCACCGACCUCCCGGACACGCUGUACGUCCUUGGACUCACCUACGAUGGCGCGCGCCUCUGGUGGUAUUUCGGCUGCUACUUCUGCCUGCCAACGCUGUUCACCAUUUUCAGCUCACUGGUCACCGCCCGCAAGAUCCGCCAUGCCGAGCGGGCCUGCGUCCGUGGCAGCAAGAAGCAAAUCCAGUUGGAGAGCCAAAUGAACUGCGCCGUGGUGGCGUUGGCCAUCCUCUACGGUUUCUGCAUCAUUCCAGAGAACAUCUGCAACAUCAUCAGCGUCUACAUGGCCGCCAGCAUGCCCAAGAGAACCUUGGACAUCCUGCACCUGGUCAGCCAGCUGCUGCUCUUCUGUAAGUCUGCGGUGACGCCGGUGCUGCUGUUCUGCCUGUGCCAGCCGUUCACCAAAGCCUUCUUGGACUGUUGCUGCUGCUGCUGCGAAGAGUGCGGCCCACCCCGCUCCCCCGUCACUGCUACCAGCGACGUCGACAACGACUGCACCACCGAUCUGGAGCUGUCGCCGUUCAGCACCAUCCACAGGGAGGCGUCCACCUCUGCCACCUACACCGCUGUGGGGACACACUGCUAAGGUCAAAGUUCAACAGCGUUAUGGUGCAGGCCCACUGCGCGCAAACUGACUGCAAAGUAAAGAGAAGCGACUAAUUCGCUGCACAAAGCAUGCUGGGAUACUUGCCGAUGUGGCCAAGCUGGUGGUGUAUGGAAAGCAUAGACGGCGGACGCGACAAACUGGUCGCGUGCAGUGGGCCUGCACUUUUAGGCGGCUCUUCUUCUGGGUCGUUUGUCUGAUGUGAUUAGGAAUUUGAUUGGUGGACGCGUUGGCAUAUCAGGCUGUAAAUUCCUGAGUGGAAUCGACCCCAAACUGUUGAACACGUUCGUGUUCACGUUCAGCAUUCACUGUUUACAGAAUUUAUAUUUGAAAAAACACACAGUCAGUAUUAGUUAAUGGCAUUUAUUUGUUCUUUUUAAUUAACUCACAGUAUUUUUGUUCAUUGUCACUGUAUUUUACAGAAGCUGACAGCAGACUUGGAACCUUUUCUGCUUCUUUUCUUGAGAUCACAACGUAGACUUAACGUGGUUUGACAUGUUGUGUCACGUGAUAAUUAAAUUGGGUAAUGCUUUGUUUUACGUGUCUGUAAUUUCCCUGGAACAAAUGUGAUUAUUUUUAGUUAGAGUUUAGUUAGUUGUGUUGAAUUUAUAAGCUGAUGUUAACUUUCCUGUAAAGAACAGAUCCAUUUAAACUUAAAAUUUUAAAAUUAAAAUUCAGUUCAAAGUAUUGUUAAUUUUUUUAUGUACGAAUUGUAUUCUUCUCUAAAUAGUGCCAAAUUACAUUGUUCUUUCCAAGGAUUGUUCAAGAAAACUAUUCGUAAAUUACGGAUCCCUUAAAUAAAGCGUUACCCUAAAUUGUUGUAUUGUGAUAACGGGCAUAAAAAAAGUCAUCAACCAUGACCGCUACCAGCACCCGUAGUGCUUUGUUCUUUUGAAUGUUCUUGGUUGUUUUCUUUUCCUUCUUUGUGAGAGUGAGUCAGUGGGACGUACAGUAAUAUAUUGAAAAUGGCUGUCGAUGCUGUGUUGUGUUUGCUGAUGAUGUUCUUGUGAAUCAGUUCUGGCUCUGUGAGUGUGUAAUUUGCUUUUCACUGUGUGUUUAGUAGCAGAAAACUGCACUCUGCUCAGUAUGUAAUGUGACAUUGAUUUUUUUUUUUAGCCACAAGAGAAGUGUCACUUUAAUUAAAAAAAUAUU
Micropterus dolomieu (smallmouth bass) is the source of this 3303-nucleotide messenger RNA. RefSeq names its product prosaposin receptor GPR37-like. Bases 367 to 2133 code for a protein of 588 amino acids. Gene Ontology annotation, cellular component: plasma membrane; signaling receptor complex. NCBI's taxonomy places the organism in Eukaryota, Metazoa, Chordata, Actinopteri, Centrarchiformes, Centrarchidae. The transcript is spliced from 2 exons. Gene Ontology annotation, molecular function: G protein-coupled peptide receptor activity; prosaposin receptor activity. The record is from RefSeq and is a predicted model, not a curated record. Gene Ontology annotation, biological process: adenylate cyclase-inhibiting G protein-coupled receptor signaling pathway; positive regulation of MAPK cascade.